This is a messenger RNA of Nasonia vitripennis (jewel wasp), 1055 nucleotides long. Its product is annotated as membrane-bound transcription factor site-2 protease-like. Gene Ontology annotation, cellular component: cytoplasm; membrane. The transcript has 3 exons. The coding region runs from base 502 to 1008 and encodes 168 amino acids. Gene Ontology annotation, biological process: regulation of response to endoplasmic reticulum stress; membrane protein intracellular domain proteolysis. The record is from RefSeq and is a predicted model, not a curated record. NCBI's taxonomy places the organism in Eukaryota, Metazoa, Arthropoda, Insecta, Hymenoptera, Pteromalidae. Gene Ontology annotation, molecular function: metalloendopeptidase activity.
ACCACUGCGCGUAGAAAAUAAAUUUCUAUAGUCCGUAGCGCGAGAGUCGCUCUUCUGCAGUGCGUUCUGCUAGGCGCAUGUAAACAGCUGUGCAUAAAUCCUCGCAGUGUACGCGUUGCUCAAACCCCUUCUCGUGCUGCUAAUAGUAGUAAUAGUGUAGUGUUGUAAAAUGUGCGAACAAAAGCAGGGAUUCCAGCAGUUGUGGGUGUACGGGAGAUGCUGCUGUUUUGUGAAUUGCCAAGUUGUAAAAUGUGUGCUGCAGCAGUCGAGCUCAUUGUUUCAGAUGUUCUGGACCAUCGCUGUACUUAUUCUCUUGUACAGAAGCUAUUGCACACUUGAACAAAACUGGCGAGUGAACAGUCUACCUUUCACACAGAGCUCCAAAAUCAAGAUGUUAGGUUAGGAUGCAUUUAAUAUUUGCAACGGUUGAGGUGAUGACUGAGAAGAGUUUAUCGUUUAUGUUGUGACUGCCAAAGUUUCAUUAGACGCUGGUGCAACCUGAUGCCAUACCUGGUGUCACCGAGACUUCAUGCGAGACCAGAAUCCAGAAAAAAACAACGUUGGAUUAGUCAUUCAUCAGCCAAGCUCAUGUAUGCACCUACCCUAUCUGACUCUGUUAAAAAAAUUUUGUCUGGAAAUCCAAUUAUUAUACGCAUAAAAUGGUUCACCACUGCCUUGAAUCGCUCAUUAAUGAGAUGGGGCAUGAGUUGUUCAAAAUUCUGGUCACUGUGGUACAAUGUAGGAAUGGUCUCAACAAUUCUACUGUUUCCAAUAUCGAUAGUAGUCAUUUUAAAAGUGACACUUAACAUUUGGCUGCACAAUUCAGCAUCGCCAAAUGAAAAGAAAGAACAAGUAUUGGAACUUAUGGUUCCAGGAGUUGACAUUCCUUACAAUGAAAUGGGAUACUACGUGCUCUCAUUAAUAUUAUGCAGUGCUGUGCAUGAGAUGGGACGUGCUAUGGCAGCAGUUAGAGAAGAUAUUAUGAAUACAAUUUAUUAUUACACAUAAUAAACAUAAAAAAUCCACUGUAUACUCAAUGCUUGUAAUAGCGUUGA